CGGUAGCUCCAACGAUAAUCCAAGCCUACACCAUCCAAUCUGCGUCUAAGGGAACUCCAUGGAGUGAUUUGGUUUCUCGUCUCUUCCCAGCCUUCUCUGCAGUUGGGAACCUGGGCUGAGAAAUUCGUCGGCUGCAUCAAUGGCCGCACCCUUGCAUCCACUCUCCAUCUCAUUCCUUAUCCCUCACUCCAAUGGUCAGCUGUCGCUCUCCCUCCGUUCCUUCCCUCUCUCUAGGAAAACCCACUUCAGAAAUUCCAGCGCAAGGCGAAGACGCGUAGAGGCAAGGGCCAAAGGCGAUUCUGUCGACCCCCCAGAUCGUCUAAUCUCUGCAGUUUGCUAUUUCUAUCCAUUCUUUGACGGCAUACAAUACGGAAAGUACGUCAUCACUCAGUUCUCUGCACUCCAGGUGCUGAUUCAGCCUCUGGUGCCCGCAAUAAGGAUCUUCAAGGGCUUCCCUCUAAAUGGGUUCUUAGUGUUCUUGACCCUCUACUUUGUAGUUGUUAGGAAUCAGAACUUCAGCCGGUUUGUGAGGUUCAACACGAUGCAGGCCAUUGUUCUCGACGUGCUGUUGAUUUUCCCUGACCUGCUGGAGAGGAGCUUUCAGCCCAGGGAAGGGUUGGGGCUGGAUGUGGUGAUGAGUCUCGACAGCACGGUAUUUCUGUUCCUCUUGGUGUCCUUGCUUUAUGGGUCUUCUUCUUGUUUGUUGGGGCAGCUGCCCAGGUUGCCGAUCGUUGCCGAUGCUGCCGACAGGCAGGUUUUUUGAUUGCCAUUUAUUGACUGUUGAAGGUUAUACUUAUAAGAAAUGAAGCAAUCUCUCUAAAUUGUGGUUU
Nymphaea colorata (pocket water lily) is the source of this 830-nucleotide messenger RNA. RefSeq names its product protein TIC 20-v, chloroplastic. The record is from RefSeq and is a predicted model, not a curated record. NCBI's taxonomy places the organism in Eukaryota, Viridiplantae, Streptophyta, Magnoliopsida, Nymphaeales, Nymphaeaceae. The coding region runs from base 140 to 763 and encodes 207 amino acids. The transcript has a single exon.